UCAGAGCAUCCUGCCAUCCGCACUGGCGAUAACCUUUCUCCCUGGGAUUGCUCGGAGAGCGGCAGGUGACAGGAUCCCCGGGGGAUAUAACCAGGACUGGCACAUAGUGAGGGCAGUGUGCCCGGAGAGGGGGCAGAGAUGGGAUUUGCCUUGGAUUUGUGCAGGGUCCGCCCAUAUUGAUUGCAUCAAGGGGUUUGCCCACUGCAUCUUGUAUGGUGAAGUGUGGCAGAGGCUCCCAGUGCCCCCUCCUCCUCCUCUAUAGGUGUCUGUAUGGUGCAUGGCUGCUGUACACUGGGCACUGAGCUGCUUGCACCCAGGCCCCGCUGCUGCCCUUGCUGUGCUGUCUCCUGUGCCCACAUUCCCUGCUUUUGUCUGGGGUCCUGGCAGCCUUCACCAUGUGCUCCCAGCUGUGGCUCCUCACUGACAGGAAGAUCCUGGAGGACUAUCCUCAGAUGCACAUCCUGGAAGCACUGAAGCAGCGCUGCAAAGAACAGGAGCUGGACUUCUCAUUGGUGCUGAUGGAUCAGAUUGCCCUCACAGUCACUGAUGGCAAGCUGGGCUUGCAAAUUCAGCAGAAGAUUGUGACUGCUUACCCUCGGGUCAUACUGGUUCGGGUCCCGACUCCAACAGUGCAGUCCGAUAGCGAUAUUACUGUUUUGCGCCAUCUUGAAAAGCUAGGUUGUCGUCUUAUCAACCGCCCUCAAGCCAUUCUGAACUGCAUUAACAAGUUCUGGACAUUUCAGGAAUUAGCCGGACAUGGAAUUCCUUUACCGGAUACUUUCUCCUACGGUGGACACGAUGAAUUUGCAAAAUUGAUAGAUGCCGCGGAACCUCUUGGAUAUCCUGUUGUUGUGAAAAACACUAGAGGACAUCAAGGAAAAGCUGUAUUUCUUGCACAGGAUAAGCACCAUUUGCUGGACAUAUCUCAUUUAUUACGGCACGACGCUCCAUACCUGUUUCAGAAGUACGUGAAAGAGUCUCAUGGGAAAGAUAUCCGCGUGGUAAUUGUUGGCGAACGUAUCGUAGGAUCCAUGUUGCGAUCUUCCACCGAUGGCAGGAUGCAGAGUAAUUGCUGCUUGGGAGGCGUGGGCACCACCUUCCCUCUGAGUGAGCAGGGCAGAUUGUUAGCUAUGCAAGUGUCCAACAUCCUGGGGAUGGACAUAUGCGGCAUCGACCUUCUCUUGAAGGAUAAUGGAUCGUUCGUGGUUUGUGAGGCUAAUGCAAAUGUUGGUUUUACUGAAUUUGACCAGGCGUGUCAGCUAGAUCUGGCCGGUAUUAUUGCAGAUUACGCGAUAUCUCUUCUCCCCAUUAGGCCAUCAGAAGAGGUGUCUCUGCUAUCUGCAGCAUCCGGCCCUCCAGAAAUCAAUGAGACAAAAGCACUUGUGUCUGCCAGCACUCACCCCCCCGCUGAUGGAUCACGCUGUAGUAAUAGUGGAUCUGAUGUCAAGGAAAUCAGGGAUCCUACCAAUGCACCAAAGCCAAGUUCCCCGAUCCAGACCGAUCGCAUCUGUAAUGAUGUCGCAGAGUAAACUACCUCUUCAUUACCCGUGUAAAUAAAUGCACUUAUCAAUCACACUGGCCAACAUGGCUCACAAGGGGCUUGCUGCUAUAUAGUGCUGAAAAAUGUAAUCAUGUUGCUGCUUUCUUAUGUCGGGGGGUCUAAUAUAAUACAGUGGUCCCUCAAGUUACAAUAUGAAUCGGUUCCAGGACGACCGUUGUAUGUUGAAACCAUUGUAUGUUGAGACCAGAACUCUAUGGAAACCUGGGAAUUGGUUCUGAAGCCACCAAAAUGUCAUCCAAAAAUAGGGAAAA
This is a messenger RNA of Hyla sarda, 1812 nucleotides long. RefSeq names its product ribosomal modification protein rimK like family member A (gene RIMKLA). NCBI's taxonomy places the organism in Eukaryota, Metazoa, Chordata, Amphibia, Anura, Hylidae. Bases 396 to 1529 code for a protein of 377 amino acids. The transcript is spliced from 5 exons. Gene Ontology annotation, cellular component: cytoplasm. The record is from RefSeq and is a predicted model, not a curated record. Gene Ontology annotation, biological process: protein modification process. Gene Ontology annotation, molecular function: ATP binding; ligase activity, forming carbon-nitrogen bonds; metal ion binding.